UUUUUUGUAAGACAACAUUGACCAGCUUUCAUUACGGCGCUAAUCUCAAAUUCUUAUCCCUUAUGAUGUCGAUGACUAUCGACGAAAUAUUGGAUCAAUAAAGGAAUAAAGAGUACACUUAGCCUAUUCUUUCAGCUGUUUUACCCAAAGAAUCUCUAAGUUUGUUCUCGUAACUUAAUUAGCUGUGAUCAACACUAUUUUAUCUUCAAUAUAGAGAUGGGUUUCUACUCCACCAUAAGAGCUAACCAUGGAGAGGUGGCAGUCUUAUCACUUAAACACUGGGCAAAAACAAAAUUAAAACUUUCACAAGAAUAUAAUAGGAGAACCUUCCUUCUCAGUUGUAGAAAAUUAUGCAUCCGUCCUGACCAUAUAAAUUCAGCAACAAAUCCUGUUAGAGAGAUCAUAAGAAAACAAGAACCUUUUUUACAUCUUCAAAUCAACAACAUUAACACAAGGGUAGGAGAUAAACUUUUAAAUUAUGAGAUAGGUUUCAAUCAUAAAUUAAUUAAACAACUUGAGAAAAAAUUACUCAAUUUAAAGACAGUUAUCAUUAAACAUUGUGGAGAAUUAGUUUUUAAUGAAUUCAAAGGCAGACAAUUAAGAGUAUACAAUCAUUCUUUUCAUGAAAUCAAAAGAAAACAAAUUAAUAAACUCAACAACAUAAAAGAAAAUACUAUAAAAAAUACACUCAAAGUAAAAUCAAAUUGGUUAAAAAACUUAACCAAUGUUGAGAUUCCCCACGAUGUUUCAUGUAUACUAGCGUUAGGGCCUAAAUUUAGUAUAGAACCUGUUUUGCAUCACAAUAUCUCUGUAAGGCGUCUUAUGGCUGACAUAGAUUUUGCCACUUCUUUUAUCGAACAGAAGGAAAUAAGAUCAAUUGCAAUGGCCAGAGCUACAAACACUCUUACCAAUUAUGUAACAAGUAACAGUUCAACUAAACCUUCUUUUUUACAACAACUAGUAAAGAAAACCAAAUAUUUUCUCAAACAAAACCCACAACUCAUAGUUACUUUAUCUGACAAGGGUAAUGUAACUGUAGUUAUGGAAAAACAACAAUAUAUGGAACUGUCCAAUGAUUUGAUAACGAACAGUAAUACUUAUAUUGAAUUACGCAGUGAUCCUACUUCUUCUGUUCAGGCAAAAAGUAACAAACUCAUAAAGUCAUUAAACACAAAAGGCAUGAUAGACAAUGCCACAAAAAAGAAACUUACAACAUAUAACAGCAUAACACCUAAAUACUAUUCUUUGCCAAAGAUUCAUAAACCUCAACUAGCAGUAAGACCUAUAAAUGUCGUCCAUCGGAGCGCCUACAGAGAAAAUAGCCACUCUAGUAACAGACAUUUUAACAACCUCAUAUGACUUAAACAAUGAAUAUUAUAUCAAAGACUCUUUUGAAGUCAAAAAACUAGUGGAAAAUGUCACCCUUCCACCAAACUAUAUUCUUGCUAGUCUUGAUGUGGUGUCUUUGUUUAGUAACGUCUACUUAGAAGCGUGUUUGAGAUCAAUACAGAAAAGAUGGGAUAUAAUAUCAACUCAUUGCAAAAUAGACCUAGAGACCUUCUUGGAGUUGGUAACCUUUUUGUUCGACAACACUUAUUUCACCUUCGAUAAUAAGAUAUAUAAAUCUACCUUUGGAACACCAAUGGGUGCAAAAGUUUCACCAAUCCUAGCUGCAUAUGUAGUCGAUGACAUUCUCGACACAGUUAUCCCAGUACUACCCUAUAACCUUACCUUUGUGAAGAAAUAUGUGGAUGACAUCAUCUUGGCACUUCCAAAAGAUCAAGUUGAAGACAUUUUAUCAGUCUUCAACAGUUAUGAUCCAUAUAUACAGUUCACAAUAGAAGUAGAGGAUAAUGAACAAUCUGUUCCUUUCCUCGACACUAAACUAAUUAGAACUAAUAACAAUAAUAUCCUAGUGGACUGGUAUAGAAAACCAACAGCAUCAGGUAGAUACCUUCACUACCUGUCAUAUCACAAACAUUCAAUGAAAAUCAAUCUACUAAAACAAAUGAAGGCCAGGGUGAUGAAAAUUUCUGUAUAACUUUCCACGAAAAGAACCUUAAACUUUUGCACAACCUUUUUAGAGACAACUCUUACCCCACUGAUUUAGUUAAGAAAAUCUGAUAUGACACCCCUUCAUCCCUUCCUCAGAUUAUAGUAGAUGAAUUAAACAACAUCAAUACAAAUGUUCAUAGAGGAGGAGGUGGUGCCGAACGAAUUGACACCAACAUCCAAGAAAUAAGGGAAAAUGUUGAACAGAGCAUAACUAUUGAACCAACUAUAGAAUACACUAUGAUUUCUCUACCUUACAUCAAGGAACUCACACCCAGACUAGCAAGGGUACUUAAUUCUAUUCAUAAUUUUAAAUUUGCCAACAAAACUGUAUUUACAAUCAAAAGUCUUCACACAAAAGUAAAAGACAAAACACCUAAGGAGCAGAUGUCACAUGUAGUUUACAGCAUUCCAUGCAAAGACUGUAAUAGAAAAUACAUAGGCCACACAGAAAGGCAUUUAAAAAAUCGUUUAACGUCACACAAAAGCGACUGCAGACUGCAUCCUGACCGUUGCUCAUUAGCGCUUCACGCAGUAAAUGAAGGACACCAGAUGGACUUUGAUUCUGUAGAGGUUCUAGAAAGGGAAACCAACUACAAAAAACGUCUUUCCCUAGAAAUGGCUUGCAUAGCACAAACAGAUAACAACAUAAAUAAAAAAACAGACAUCCACCACCUUAGUGAAAUCUACUCUUUUCUUCUCACAGUUGACAAACAACAUAUUAAAUUCAACAAUUCAAUAGAUUCCAUUUUAGAAUAAAAAUAUUACAUUACCAUAGUAUCACACAGUUUAACAAUAGACUUUUAGUAACAAAUCUAACAGCACAUAUUCAAUUGCAUAAGAACUAGAUCUUGAAAUUAACCAAGAUCUAGUAAACAAACUCUUGUUAAAGUGAUCUUCAAUCACUUUAACAAUUUCAAUUGUAUAAAAAAAAAAUUUUUUAAAUAAAUAAAAUUAGCUAGAAAUUGAGUUUCUAAGCAAAUAUAGGUAUAUACAUCCAAUGAAGGCAAAAGCCACUAAAAUCUCCAUUCUACUUCGACCAUCUAAGAGAGAAGAAGAUUUUAGAGGUUAGUGUUUUCCAACCUACAACAUGUCACAUGGUUCAGGUUCUGCAUUAAAAUAAAAUAAAAAGAUGUAAAACUCUCGAGAGAGGACUUAUUUCAGUCCGAUGCAUAAAAAGAAAACACCUUUUUCGUUGUUUUUUGUACCAGUUUUGUAAAUAUACACUACAUGUUUUUUGUAAGACAACCUAUACAAGUUUUUAUAAUAUUGACCAGCUUUCAUUACGGCGCUAAUCUCAAAUUGUAAGUAACAUCAAAAAAAUUUAAAUAGACUGUCAAUUCUUUAUGUAAAACUAUUUGUAGCUUAUCCCUGAUGAUGUCGAUGACUAUCGACGAAAUAUUGGAUCAAUAAAGGAAUAAAGAGUA
Molecule: messenger RNA, 3479 nt
Organism: Diabrotica virgifera virgifera (western corn rootworm)
Lineage: Eukaryota; Metazoa; Arthropoda; Insecta; Coleoptera; Chrysomelidae
Exons: 2
Coding region: 1289-2041 (250 amino acids)
Source: RefSeq, a predicted model, not a curated record